This is a messenger RNA of Brassica napus (rape), 1384 nucleotides long. RefSeq lists its product as uncharacterized. Bases 161 to 1120 code for a protein of 319 amino acids. The transcript has 8 exons. Lineage: Eukaryota; Viridiplantae; Streptophyta; Magnoliopsida; Brassicales; Brassicaceae. The record is from RefSeq and is a predicted model, not a curated record.
GACGUCGUAGCUCUCGACCUCUCCUUAGCCCCCCAGAUUUGAUUCGAGGAUCGGAGAUAUGAGAUGAUGAGUUUGUCAUUUUGUUGAAUCUUAUUUGAUCCAUCGAUCUCUCUCGAUUCCGAUCGCGAAAACACGAUUUGUUUAUUCAGCGACGAAGACGAUGAUGAAGAUGCAAAUCGGUGUGCUGGCGUUUCUGGUGGCUCUCUCUGCGAUUGAAUCCGGAAUCGCUUCUCCCAACACCGUCCCUGCUUUCCUCUGGUCUCCGCAUCUCCAGGCUGGUAAUGGUGGGAUGGAUGAGGCUGUGAAUUAUCAGGUCAUGUCUGCAAAGGAUCUAGUUGACUCUGUCUUCACCCAAGGAGGAUGGUCAAACAUUCUGUGCUCUGAGAAGAAGGUUGAGCACCCUGUUGUUGAUGUUGCACUUGUGUUCAUCGGCAGAGAGUUACUGUCUUCUGAUGUUUCUUCCAAAAGGAACUCGGAACCUUCCCUUGUUAACACAUUGAAUGGUCUCUUUACAGCUUCCAACUUCUCAUUGGCAUUCCCAUACAUUUCUGCGCCAGAGGAAGAAAGGAUGGAGAGUUUAUUGCUUUCAGGGCUUAAACAAGCUUGCCCUCACAAUGUAGGAGUCAGCAAUAUUGUGUUCUCAGAUUCUUGCUUUGUUGAGGAUGGAAUGAUUCAGAAACUAUCAGAUCUUCAGUCUUUCAAAGAUCAUUUGCUUUCUAGAAAAGAAACAAGGAAAGAAGGAGAAACUGACUUGGUUGUGCUCUGUUCCGAGGGUUCUGGAUCAAACAGCCAAUCUGGCCAGUCACAUUCAGAGCGUGAAAGCAUCUCCGAACUUGUUAGUUCUGUAGAACAAUCUGGCAGUAAAUAUACAGCGCUUUAUGUUUCUGAUCCUUAUUGGUACACAUCUUACAAAACUCUCCAAAGGUUUCUAGCUGAAAGUGGUACAGGAAACAGCACCGUUGGUGUUGCUACGACCUGUGAUGAACUCUGCAAAUUUAAGUCAUCACUUCUGGAGGGCAUUCUAGUGGGAAUCGUUUUCCUUCUCAUCUUGAUCAGCGGACUUUGUUGUAUGGCGGGUAUCGAUACACCAACUAGAUUCGAGACUCCUCAAGAUUCUUAAGCUGUUGUUGACCUCUUAAGAGUCAUCCCCAACUUUUGCUUUGCUUUUUGCUUGUGACGGGUCUUUUCUUCUGCAUAGUGCGCAUGGUGAAAAAGGUACUUGUUUCACGACCUUUAAAACAAAAAUUGCAUAUGCUAUUAAAAAGUCCCCUUUGUAACAUUUAUUCAUCUUGUUUGUGAGUCUUUCCUAAACGUGUUAUAAGUUAAUAAUGGAGAGCGAGUAAAAAACCAUAUAUUCUUUUAAAUAUAUGUAAGAUUUUAUACA